AUGGCCCCUGAAACCCUCCCAAAAGACCCAGAGCUCUCCGACUCCGAAAGACAACAAAUCCUAGAAGGCGACGCGAAAUUCCACCGCCUAGGCUGGAAACGCCUAACAGUCAUUUCAAUUGUCGAGGCCAUUGCAUUGGGAAGUCUAGGACUCCCAUCAGCAUUCGCCACACUAGGCAUGGUUGCUGGAGUGAUAAUGACAAUCGGCCUCGGUUUCGUGGCAAUCUACGCGGGCUACAACAUCGGCGAGACGAAACUGAAGUAUCCCCAGAUAGGACACUACGCAGACGUCGGUCGGCUGCUCUUAGGAAAUAUAGGAUCAAAGAUCUUUGUCGGUAGUUUCGUUGCACUUCUCGUUUUCGUUAUUGGAUCGCAUUGUUUGACUGGUGCUAUUGCCUUCCAGACGAUUACACAGAGUAAUGUAUGCUCUAUUGUGUUUAGUGUUGUCUCGGCUGCGAUCUUGAUGUUGCUUGCUAUCCCGCCUUCUUUUGCUGAGAUUGCGAUUCUGGGGUAUAUUGAUUUCGCGUCGAUUAUUGUUGCUAUUGGUGUUACGAUGAUUGCGACUGGAAUUCAGAGUUCUAGUGGGACUGGGGAGUUUGUUAAGGAUAUGAUUCCUUGGUCUGCAUGGCCGAAGGAGGGGAUUACCUUUUCGGCGGCUAUUGUUGCGACUAAUAAUAUUGUUUUUGCUUAUUCUUUUGCGGGUUGUCUGCCUUCUUUUAUGGAGGAUAUGCAUACCCCUGAGGAUUAUGUUAAGACGCUUUGGUGGAUGGGUGGAAUUCAGAUUGUUGUCUAUACCCUGACUGGGUCGAUUAUCUACGCUUUUGUUGGGCAGGGUGUGCAAUCGCCUGCGUUAUUGUCUGCUGGGCCUGUUAUUUCGAGGGUUGUUUUUGGUAUUGCGCUUCCGGUCAUUUUUAUCUCGGGGUCGAUCAAUACGACUGUUGUUUGCCGGUAUAUUCAUGGGAAGGUAUAUCGGGACUCGGUUGUUCGCUAUGUUAACACGAGCAAGGGUUGGAUGACUUGGCUUGGACUUGUUGUCACUGUUACAAUCCUGGCUUGGAUCAUUGCUGAGGCUAUUCCUAUUUUCUCAGAGCUGCUCUCUAUCAUCUCGGCUUUGUUUGUUUCUGGAUUGUCGUUCUAUAUUCCACCUAUUAUGUGGUAUGUGCUUUUGAGAGAGGGGGCUUGGUAUGAGAAGCACAACCUGAAGAAUGCCAUUUUAAAUGGUAUUGUGUUUGUGGUUGGAAUGAUUAUCUUUGGGUGUGGUACUUAUGCCAGUAUUGCCGAACUGAUCGAUAAGUUCCAAUCAGGGUCAGUUGGUAAGCCGUUCACGUGCUCUAGCUGA
This is a messenger RNA of Penicillium canescens, 1338 nucleotides long. RefSeq lists its product as uncharacterized. The transcript has 2 exons. NCBI's taxonomy places the organism in Eukaryota, Fungi, Ascomycota, Eurotiomycetes, Eurotiales, Aspergillaceae. Gene Ontology annotation, molecular function: amino acid transmembrane transporter activity. Gene Ontology annotation, biological process: amino acid transmembrane transport. Bases 1 to 1338 code for a protein of 445 amino acids. The record is from RefSeq and is a predicted model, not a curated record. Gene Ontology annotation, cellular component: vacuolar membrane.